Molecule: messenger RNA, 2256 nt
Organism: Glycine soja
Lineage: Eukaryota; Viridiplantae; Streptophyta; Magnoliopsida; Fabales; Fabaceae
Product: rop guanine nucleotide exchange factor 12-like
Exons: 7
Coding region: 289-1905 (538 amino acids)
Molecular function (GO): guanyl-nucleotide exchange factor activity
Source: RefSeq, a predicted model, not a curated record
AACCAAGCUCAAAAAAGAAAUAGAAGCUAUCCCAAACCCCAUCAAAUAUUUACCUCCAACUAUUUUUUUUUUGUCAAACUCUCACUCCUAAAAAAAAAAUCUCCCAUUUCAUUUGUAACUCUGGCUUCUCCCCUACUAUUUUCCUCCCCUGCCACAAUGCAACAAACUUGACUUUCCCUAUUUCUCUCUCCCUACACGGACCUGGAAACCCCAUGUUUUGUUCUUGCUUGUUCAUCCCUUGACAAUUUUCCUUAAAACACAUAUUGUUACAUUAAGAAAAAGGAAAAAAUGGUUAAAGCAAUGGAACAAGAACAGGAAAGUGUCAGGUCCAGACUAUUCCAUUUCAAAGGAAUGUUUGAAAAUACAGGGAGGCAUACAAAGAGUUUGAGCAUUGAGAGUGCCAGCGCAUUAGAUCCUUCUCCUUCGGAAGAAGAGCCAGUGUCAUCAAGAAGUCAAGGAUCAAAACCUCUAAAUGUUCUGGAUAAGGUUCCUAGGCCAAGGAUAAGCAGGGAGGAAAUUGUAGCCAAAGAAGCCAAAGAUAAGAUGGUGCAAGAAAUGGAACAGAUGAAGGAGAGAUUUGCUAAACUGCUAUUGGGGGAGGACAUGUCUGGUGGAGGAAAGGGUGUUUCUUCAGCUUUGGCAUUGUCAAAUGCAUUCACAAACCUUGCAGCUGCUGUUUUCGGUGAACAAAAGCGGCUGGAGCCAAUGCCGCCAGAAAGAAAAGCAAGAUGGAGAAAAGAAAUUGAUUGGCUUCUAUCGGUCACCGAUUACGUUGUUGAAAUGGUUCCCGUGCAACAAAAAAACAAGGAUGGCUCAACCAUGGAGGUUAUGACAACACGACAAAGAACUGAUCUCCACAUGAAUAUCCCUGCUUUACGAAAGCUUGAUGCAAUGCUUAUUGAUACUCUAGAUAACUUCAAAGACCAAAAUGAGUUCUAUUAUGUAUCAAAAGAUGCAGAGAAUGCAGAUAGAAAUAAUGAUACCAAGUGGUGGUUGCCUACACCCAAGGUUCCCGUAGAGGGUUUAUCUGAUGCAGCAAGAAGGUUUGUCCAGUAUCAGAAAGAUUGUGUGAACCAAGUUCUUAAAGCAGCUAUGGCCAUAAAUGCUCAAACUCUAUCAGAAAUGGAGAUCCCUGAAAGCUAUAUUGAAUCCCUACCCAAGAAUGGAAGAUCAAGUCUAGGGGACUUGAUCUACAGGAGUAUCACAGAUGAUUUUUUCGAUCCUGAUCAGCUCCUAUCAGCCAUGGACAUGUCCAAUGAACAUAAAAUCGUAGAUCUCAAGGACAGAAUUGAGGCAUCCAUUGUGAUUUGGAGACGGAAGAUGAACCAAAAAGAUAGCAGCAAAUCAGCUUGGGGUUCUGCUGUGAGUGUGGAGAAAAGAGAAAUCUUUGAAGACAGGGCAGAAACCAUCUUACUUCUCCUAAAGCGUCGUUUUCCUGGGACUUCCCAAUCCGCAUUGGAUAUAAGCAAAAUCCAAUUCAACAGGGAUGUGGGGCAAGCUGUUCUUGAAAGCUAUUCAAGAAUAUUGGAAAGUUUGGCCUUCACAGUGCUGUCAAGAAUAGAAGAUGUACUCCAUGCUGAUCUGCAAACUCAAAAUCCAUCACAAUCAGGAAGAAAGAGUCUUUCGAGAAACCCAAUUCCCAAGCCAGAGAAGUCUCCAACUCCAACUCCUAAAAAAGAGGUAGACAAGAGUGGCUCAGAAGCAAUGACACUAUCAGAUUUCAUGGGUUGGAACAAUAAUCAAGGUGACUCAGAUGCUAAGAAAGAAGCCUUUGCAGAUUCAGAUGACUUCUACAAAGACAUCGAUAAUGGAAAGCCCCAGAAACUUCCAAACGUAGUCACAGACAAGAAAGUGUCCUACCUUGAGACAUUGGGAGGUAUGAGGAGUCCAACAUCACGCCAUUAAGCCCAACAAUAAAAUGCAAGCACUUGAAGAGGGAGAGAAAAAAGGAAGGAAAAAAAAAACAAGUAUUUGUGAGAAGCCUGUGGUCUUCGGAGGAGUUGUUUAAAAUAUAAUCAUUUAUUCUUUAUCAUCUAUUCUUUCUUUUUGUACACAGGAAUGGAUGAAUAUACAAAACACAAAAUCAUGAGGGUUUGAAGCAUUGUCGCGUAUGAAUUUUUAGUCUGGCAGCCCCAAAAUGUGAUAUUUUAUGAAUUCACAGAUGUCAUGCAUGCGUACUUGGAAAUACUAUAUAACUCUAUUCGACCAAUGUAGAAUGAGGAUCAGGCGUAGUAGUAAAAAGCAUUUCUAACUCCA